This is a messenger RNA of Dermacentor silvarum, 1866 nucleotides long. RefSeq lists its product as uncharacterized. The transcript has a single exon. The record is from RefSeq and is a predicted model, not a curated record. The coding region runs from base 1 to 1866 and encodes 621 amino acids. Gene Ontology annotation, molecular function: nucleic acid binding. NCBI's taxonomy places the organism in Eukaryota, Metazoa, Arthropoda, Arachnida, Ixodida, Ixodidae.
AUGACCCUCGGAAGCGUCGGCACACCGCAGGGCUCCGUGAUAUUGCCGCUGCUCUUCAACCUGGUCAUGAUCGGAGUUGCGGAGCGACUAAACGCGCGAGUCCCGCACGUCCGUUACACGAUCUACGCGGACGACAUCACGCUAUGGGUUGCCGGCGGCAGCGACGGGUACAUCGAAGAAGCGCUACAAGAAGCAGUGAACACAAUAGAAGAUCAGCUGGAUGGCACCGGUCUCCGAUGCUCGCCACAAAAGUCCGAACUCCUGAUCGUCCCACCACCCGGGCGAUAUAGGAAGAAAGCUACUGAAGACUCGGAGAAGAUCGUGCUCCGAACCAGAGGCGGCAUCGUCAUUCCGAAAGUCUCUAAGCUCCGUGUCCUAGGCAUGGUGCUCGAAGCCAGUAGGAGCAACGGCGUCACCGUCGACAAGAUUAUCACUAAGAUGGGUAUCGCCCCGCGACUCAUCAAGCGAGUUGCGACACGCCACAGAGGGAUGAAGGAGGCCAGCCUACUACGUCUGGUGCAGUCCUUCGCCAUCAGCCACGCUGCCUACGUAGGCGCGUUCCACUACUGGAAAGUACAGGAGCGCGACCGGAUAAAUGCGGCCAUCAGAAGGACAUACAAGGCUGCGCUCGGCUUAUUCAACUACACGAGCACAGCCAAGCUGCUCGAGCUGGGGGUGCACAACACCCUCGAAGAAAUCGCAGAAGCGCAAAGAACAUCUCAGCGCGAGAGACUCCAAACCACACGAACGGGACGAAGCACUCUGGCCAGACUAGGCCAAGGCACGAACACUACUGACAACGAAGCGAAGAGACAUCACGCCCUCCCGAAAAGGGCCCUCCGCCGACUGGUGGUGGCGCCCCUACCAAAGAACAUGCACCCGGAGCACAGCCAAGGCCGACGAGACGCACGAGCCAAGGCCCUCACUGAAGCACAUGCCAACGAUAACGGCGCCUUAUACGUGGACGCCGCUAAAUACAAAGACAAAGAAGACACAUACGUGGCCGUAGCAAUACGCGCCACAACAGGCGAAAUCUACAGUGCUUGCAGCGUCCGUGCGAAGCAAGCGCAUCAGGCGGAAGAAGCCGCCAUUGCGCUGGCCCUCGCCGACAACAAGUGUACAACGAUCCUGAGCGACUCGCGCACAGCGGUUCGGAACUACGGCAGAAAUAAUGUGUGUGCCAGUGCGGUGCGCGUUGUGAAGUGCAGUGACAGACAGUGCACCGACGGACUGCGGACUCGUCUCCGAUGGUUCCCGGCGCAUCAAGGCUGCUACUUCGGGAGCACCUCCCCAAACCGCAAUGAGACUGCGAACGCCGCUGCGCGAGGUCUUACUCGCCGCGUGGUGGCACCAGCGUCCCUCGUCUUAGCGGAGGGAGUAGCCACCGACGAUGACGAAGAAGAAGCCGAACUGGUAACGAGCUACGCGGACGUGCUGGAAUGGUACCGGAGCGCACGUCGCUCCAUGCCGGACCCACACCCGCAGCUCACCAGAGAACAGGCGGUACUCUACAGACAGCUGCAAACGAACUCGGUGCUCACGCCUGCGCUCGCGCGCUUCAUAUGCCCCGAGGUCUACGAGAGCGCAAAGUGUAGUGUGUGUAACAGUGCGACCGCCACGCCAACUCACGUGUUGUGGGAUUGUAAACUGAAUCCAGAAAAGGCAGCGGCCUACCCAGGCACACUGCCAACGGACAUUGCCAGUGCCGUAACGGCUCAGGACUCAGAGCAACAACUACAGGCGGUCCAGCGGAUCGAGACAGCUCUCGCUCGCCAAACGCGCAGGGACGCACACGACGGGACCCAGGGGCGACAGCCUCGUGGAGAACGUUGGGUCCCCCGGCGUAAGCGACGAGACGCAACUUGA